GAUUCGACAAAAGUUACUGCUGAUUACAGUUCAAGCAUCCAGUUACGUGGCUCUGGAGCAAAAAUAAAGAGGUCAAUAGUAAAGAAGCCUGGGUCAUAUUGGAAUCAGAUCAGACCAAUGCAUUGUGUCAAGGAAGGACAUUCAUCAUUGAAUCCUCACUCCUAUCCAGUGGAUUCCUCAUUAUUAUUCUCAAAUAUCUACAGUGACGCAGAAUCCUCUGAGAAGGCAAAAGAAGCAACCGAAAUAGGUUUAACCAAUUCACACCCCAUUCAAUCAGUGUUUCUGGGUUCUGACCGUAGGUACAAUAGAUACUGGCUUUUCUUAGGGCCUUGCAACGUGGGUGACCCUGGCCAUAGGAGAGUUUACUUUGAAUCUUCUGAAGAUGGUCACUGGGAAGUGAUUGAUGAUGAAGAGGCUUUAUGUGCCCUGUUGUCAGUUUUGGAUGAUAGAGGUAAACGGGAGGCACUUCUUGUUGAAUCUUGGGAAGAAGCUGAAAGACCCUCUUGCAGGGCUAUGUCCAGGAUGAUGGUCAACCACACUGGAAUGUGCCAUACGUCAAAUUCUGAUCAAUCUGAUCUUGAUAGGAUCACAGAAGACAGUUACUCUCCGAUAUCUGAUGUAGAUAACGUGAGCCUGAUUGAGACGGCCAGUGACUCUCUACCUUCAGCCGGGGCUGUGGUGAUAGAAGGUGGGAAGAAGGGAGUAGAACAAAUGCAAAAGUGGAUCCGUCUUCAAGCAUAUGAUUCAUGGAUUUGGAAUUCCUUUUAUUUAAAUCUCAAUGUUGUGAAAUAUGGUAGAAGGUCUUAUAUUGAUUCUCUGGCCAGAUGUGAGAGUUGUCAUGAUCUGUUCUGGAGGGAUGAGAGACACUGUAAAAUUUGCCAUUUGACAUUUGAGCUUGAUUUUGAUCUUGAAGAAAGAUAUGCAAUCCACACAGCCACAUGCAGGGAGAAAGGCAGUAAUGCUUUUCCAAAUCACAAAAUCUUAUCAUCGAAGAUCCAAUCACUGAAGGCUGCAAUUUAUGCUAUUGAGUCUGUUAUGCCUGUAGAUGCGCUGGUGGGUGCUUGGAGGAAGUCUGCUCAUAAGCUAUGGGUCAGGCGACUCAGACGCACUUCAACUUUAACUGAGCUAUUUCAGGUUGUUGCUGAUUUUGUUGGUGCUAUCAAUGAGGAGUGGUUGUUUCAAUGCAGUUUUCCUGAUGGUCUGGUUGAUAAAAUAAUUGCUUCUUUUGCACUUAUGCCCCAUACUUCAUCAGCUCUUGCUUUAUGGUUAGUGAAGUUGGAUGCAAUAAUUGCUCCCUACCUGGACAAAGUCCAGCCUCUGAAGAAGCAGGACAUUACUAAGAGAAAAAUCUCUGGUGGUGUUUGACUCUCAACUUCGCUCUGAAUCCUCUUCUCCGAGCAAGCCCGAGAUGCUGUCUUUCUAAUAGAUCUUCCUUAAUUAUGCAGCAGCACUAUCCUUUCGAUUAUGGUCACUUGCAAGUAAAAGAAGACAAACCUGUUUAUUCUUAUGGAUUCAAGCGUUAUUAUGCUUUAUUACUCCCCA
Neltuma alba is the source of this 1542-nucleotide messenger RNA. RefSeq names its product homeobox-DDT domain protein RLT3-like. Gene Ontology annotation, biological process: regulation of transcription by RNA polymerase II. The record is from RefSeq and is a predicted model, not a curated record. NCBI's taxonomy places the organism in Eukaryota, Viridiplantae, Streptophyta, Magnoliopsida, Fabales, Fabaceae.